Messenger RNA from Cydia strobilella, 436 nucleotides. RefSeq lists its product as uncharacterized. Bases 80 to 418 code for a protein of 112 amino acids. The record is from RefSeq and is a predicted model, not a curated record. The transcript has 5 exons. NCBI's taxonomy places the organism in Eukaryota, Metazoa, Arthropoda, Insecta, Lepidoptera, Tortricidae.
UUGAAAGCGAAUACUAUAAUAAGAACUAAAUAAUUUAAAGAUUUUAUAUCAAUAUUAAUUUAAAUAUUUAGUGUUUAAAAUGAGUGAAACAAAGUUAAAGUUACAAAUCGUCUUAAUAGUUUUAAGUAUAGUUUGGAAAGGUCUUCACGCGAUAGAUGACUCGCUGCUGUUCAGCGUGACCCGUCCUCCACGUUACUUCGGCAUUCUGCAAGAUCACCGCGGGCAGCCGCUUUCCGUUGAAGUCUCCGAGGAGUAUAUGGAUCAGGACUACAUAGCCACUAACAGGAAGAGGCAUAAGAUGAAUUGGAACAGGAACCCCAUGGACAUCGAAGACUUCGAUGACGAUGACACAGAAGAAAUCUUCGAAGACAAGGAUAAAGAUAUCAAAGUGCCCAACUUGCAGGCGGGUCCAGUGUAGAAGCGUUGUAUGUUUUAG